Messenger RNA from Ictalurus furcatus (blue catfish), 5467 nucleotides. It is a transcript of the gene tmem91, whose product is annotated as transmembrane protein 91. The transcript has 3 exons. NCBI's taxonomy places the organism in Eukaryota, Metazoa, Chordata, Actinopteri, Siluriformes, Ictaluridae. Gene Ontology annotation, cellular component: intracellular membrane-bounded organelle; membrane. The record is from RefSeq and is a predicted model, not a curated record. The coding region runs from base 100 to 816 and encodes 238 amino acids.
GAAAUAUAUUAAAGAUGGAUUACACGCUCUAGAAUAAAAGCAAGAGCUGUGCUCAACUCCGUCUGAGAUCUCCUCAACAGUCACGUCCCUCGAAUCAGGAUGGAGAGCCUGGAUGAAUUGGAGCACCCGCUUUUGGAUGACAGCCCCACACAUUCGUCCAGAACGGGCAACAGCGGCCUCUUCAAGGGCAUUUUUGUGAGAUGCGAAGAGGAAAAAAGACCCCCGUUGCUAGCAUGGAGGAGCGUUUCUGGUCCUACAGAUGUAUCUCAGCAGCAGCUGCUGGAUCCUUGUUCGCUCCCCAGCACACUCGAGUCCUUCUACACUACUUCUGCUCCACCGAUAUGGGGCCCUGCAGACUCCCUGGGCCUCCACAGCAAGGAGUAUCUGGAAACCACGUUCAUGGACGUCGGGCCCGGAUCUCCUCUGGAACGGAAGCUGCUGGCAGUAAGCAGAGACGUCCACAGCGUGUCCUACAGCAUGGAGGAUGAAGAUGACCUGCUGCCAGACUUUGAGGAUUCCUCCAGUGACGAAUUCACUGACACGGAAAGCGAAAGCAACUUCCCGCUUAUGAUCCCGCAGGAUCACCUCGGCCUGGCGUUCUUCUCCAUGCUCUGCUGCUUCUGGCCUUUAGGCAUCGCUGCCUUCUAUCUGUCUCAGAAGACGAACAAAGCGUGGGCACAGGGCGACUUCCAGGCAGCGAGCAAGGCGUCUCGUCACACUUUGUGGCUCUCCAUCGUCUCCAUCAUCUUCGGCAUCAUCACCUACAUUUGCGCAGUCGCCGCGCUCAUCUCCUACCUGUCCGGGAAGCCGCCGUAACGUGUGCUCCGUGUCAGGCCCCUCCCCUUUUUACAAUGUUGUCCCCGCCUCCUGAAGACACAAUGAAAUUCUGUUCAUACACUCAAAAAGAUGUAUUAACACUGGGCUUUUAUUCUAAUUAACCUUCCCGGAUCGAAACCGUCUGGACUUGUAGAGGGAUGGACGCUAAUACGACAGAUGGGAAAUGGAUCUCAGGACAAAUCUAACAGAAGAGACACGUCUCGCAUUUUGUUGGAACCCUUACAGCAGUGCAGCAAUGGCACAAUGCCAUGGAGCAAAAACAGCUUGCGUAGAUAAGAGCUGGCUCCUCCCAAAUGAUUUCUGAGACCCGAGGGUUUGUUUGAAGGACUUGACAAGGAUUAAAAGAACAGAGCUUUCUGCAGGUUGUAUUCCUCCUGCUCCUAUAAAACACUGGCACAGUUUUAGAGUUACUAUAUCCAGUAACAUCUGGAUACAAUUUAUGGGACACGGCAUUAUUUGUGACAAUAAUUCUCUCCUGUUUCAAAUUUAUUUAAACAUUUAUUAUUAGUACAUGCAUUAUCCUGGUCAGGGUUGCGCUGGAGCCAGAGCCUAUCCCAAGAACACUGGGAAAGAGGCAGAAAUACGCCCUGAAUGCGAUGCCAAUACACACAUACUCUCUCACACACACACACACACUCAUUCACACUUAGGGGUAAUUUAGAGUAGUUAAUUCAUCUAUCAGAAUGUUUUUGGGAGAUGGGAGGAAACCAGAUAGAAAAAUGGUAGAAUCCCACACUGACAUGGGAAACUCCACACAGGCAGUAAACUGUGCUCAGGAUCGAACACGGGACCCUGGUGCUGUGAGGCAGCAAUGCUACGCACUGCACCACUCUACCACCCUUUCUCAAAAUUACUGUGUGCCAAAAAACAUUUCUGUCCUAAAAGGACCAUAAAGGACAACGAAUGGACCAGUGAACAGACUUUAUGCAGCAAAUGUAACAGUUUCUGAGAGAGUUGGAAAGACGGAAUUACGUGGCGGCCUGGGAAAACCCUUCACACGGGUCAGAUUUCCUGCUGUAUACUUCUGUAAAGCUUCCGAUUUUCCUGAACUGAAAUAUGUUUCUCGUUUUUCAUGCGUCUCAAACAGAAGUAAAAUUGUAGUAUUAAAAAACAAAAACAAAAAAAAAGCGAUUAGCCCCAAAAGUGAAAAAGCAAAAAACAAAACUGCAUUUAAAGAUUUCAUUGUUCCACAUACCUCUGCAUUUAUAACCAAAACUACUUAUGAAAAAAAAAACACAUUAUUGACUAAAUUUAAUGAAUUCUACGUCUACAAAGGGAAAUUAGUUCUCAAUUUGAUUAUCAGCAUCAUCCACAUCAGUCUCCGUCUCAUCCCGAGACAAAAGUCGACCCAUCUCUGUUUGCACGAACAUUGGUGAGGAAAUAAUCCCUGAUUAGUUCAGUCAACUCUGCUGACUAAAUGUAUUGUUCUUACUGUCUUUUUAUUGGGUCAUUUAAACAUUUAAAAACUCUGUACAGGGUGUGUAAGCACUCUUCUCUGUUUUGAAGAUGUCAUGGUGCAGGAUGCAUCAUGGACAUUUUGACAGUAUCUGCUGUCUGAAUCGGAAAUAUAUUGAUUAGACUUAUGUUUGUUUUGCUGUGACAUACAGUGGUGCUUGAAAGUUUGUGAACCCUUUAGAAUUUUCUAUAUAUCUGCAUAAAUAUGACCUCAUCGGAUUUUCACACGAGUCCUGAAAGUAUACAAAGAGAACCUAGUUAAACAAAUGAGAAAUAUUAUACUUGGUUGUUUAUUUAUUGAGGAAAAUGAUCCUAUAUUACAUAUGUGUGCGAGUGGCAAAAGGAUGUAAACCUCUAGGAUUCGCAGGAUGACUUGCCAUCAUUGAUGGAACAAUGAAUUCUGACGUAUACAAGCGAACUCUAAAGGGAAAUGUCAGGACAUCCGUCUGUAAACUGAAUCUCAAGAGAAAGUGGGUCAUGCAGCAAGACAACCACACUAAACACAUAAGUCUUUCUAUUAAACAAUGGUUAAAGAAGAAUAAAGUUAAUGUUUUGGAAUGGCCAAGUCAAAGUCCUGACCUUAAUCCAAUAGAAAUGUUGGGGAAAGACCUAAAGCGAGCAGUUCAUGUAAGGAAACCCACCAACAUCCCAGAGUUAAAGCUGUUCUGUACUGAAGAACGGGCUACAAUUCCUCCAAGUCGAUAUGCAGGACUGAUCAACAGUUACCAGAAACGUUUAGUUGCAGUCAUUGGUCACAGCAGAUACUGAAAGCAAAGGUUCCCAUACUUUUCUCACUCACACUUAUGUAAUAUCGGUUCAUUUUCCUCAAUAAAUAAAUGACCAAGUAUGAUAUUCUUGUCUCAAUUGUUUAAUAUGUUUCUCUUGAUCCACUUUUAGGACUUGUGUGAAAAUCUGAUGUUGUUUUAGGUCAUAUUUAUCUGUAUAUAUAUAUAUAUAUAUUUAAAAAAAAAAAAUUCAAAAGGGUUAACAAACUUUCAAGCACCACAGUAGCAGCUUGAUCAACACGUGACUUUCACUGUGUGGGGAAAUCGCACUUAGUUAGUAAGAUUUCAGGCAGAAUAGCUGCAUCAACACUGUGUUUGUUAAACUGGCUCCUUACACAAGGCUAGGUUACAAAGUAGCCUAAAUAAAAAACAUUUCCACAUUAUUUUGGUAAAGUUUAUUUACAGUCGAUGUAUAUUAUUGGCACAAAACCCCCUCAUUUUUUUUUUUUUUUUGUAAUUUCUGGCAUUUUUGCUACAAUGACAUACGAUGGGUUUUCCUAGACCGCCACACAAAUGUGACCCACUUUCACUACGCCAUUAAGAGAUGCCUCUCCACAGUCUAAUAAUAGCAGCACUGACACAGGAGCAUUUUCCGAAGUCAGAGUCACCUCACGUAGUGACUAACUGAGCAGUUGAGGGUUAAGGAUGUUGUUCAAGGACUCAGUGGCUCUCGGGCAGCCCUUGGAUUGGAGCUCAUGCAAUCCUAACCAGUGCGUGAGUACUGCCUGGGUUCAAACACAAGACCUGUAGAUUUUCCUCACUUGCUUGUCGUCUGAUCUCCACAGCAUUACAGUGUAUUUUUCCUGCUUGGGUGGAAAAAUUUGCUAAGACCCCCCCUUCAAUCCCAUCCCCCCACUCUCUUUGAUUACAGGCAUGCAGUGAGAUUAUGCCAUUAAUGUGUGUGUGAAAGUUUUGGGUUUGGGACUUUACACCAAGUUUGUCCUUCCAUCCUUAAGACAACUUCAACUACUCUUCAACAUCUGCAUGGGGAUUGUGCACUGAGACCCUUGUAUUAAAAAAAAAAACAAAACAACUGUACCUCUUUAAAAAAAAAAAAAAGAAAAAAAAAAAAGCCUCGGUGUGUGGGCGUUUGCGUUCGCCUCAGUAAGCCCUGUCAGGUUCCAGAAAAAUGGCCCUGCUUGAAUGAAGUGAGCCGAAUAGAAGGGGUUCGAGUGAAGCCACGAAUAAAAGAAGUGCUGUGUGCAAACAUAUUGUUCAUUAUAGUUUUAUGCAACGCACUCCAUUAUAAUAUUGUUCUGUUGUUUGCUUGUCAUGUUUUCGUGUUCUACAGUUCUCUACAGCUCACAGAAACAAUGAUUCAUCCUCAUGUUUGGUUAUAUAAUUACCAUGAAGCCAGGGUUGAUUAUUUACAGCGUAACUGUGGAGGUGUUAUUCUCUGCACUGACAGGAAAUACACAGUACACAAAACCUCAUAGACGCUUCACUAAUAUAGGUAGGCAGUACACCUGAGUCAUACUAUUAUAACCUUCAAACUAAAACGUUUACUUUUAAUCAUUCAAGCUAGAAACUAGCAAGUGGACCAAAUUUAGCUGAUACUAAAUACGAGGGUCCGUUGCAGCGUUAGCAGACGUGCAAACGUUGCAGAAAUUCAUGCGUUUUAAUAUCGGAGCAUGCUAGUGUGAGCUACCAGGCGAAAAUAAUGACGGAAUGUAUGGACGUAACUGGGAUUAAAAUGGUCGUCAAAGUGAUGCUUAAAGUUUUUUCCAGAACUUUCUUUUUCGUUUUGAUAGCUUGGUCUUCAUGAAGCUUUGUUUGUUUAGGUAUAUUCUUUCUAAACAUAGCCCAGUUUUAUGGACUAUGUCGUGUUCCUGGUUGUAACACUACAAAAUGUGCGAAAGUGAAUAUGUAUGCAAGGCAGAAUAAAGUGCUAAGUGUCGGACGCUCAUUUGCUACUUAAAAUCGGCUUACGAGCGAGGCAAACCAAAAAAUGUACAAAAUAAUUCCUCCUCCAUCAGCAACGUACACACAUCCUCUGCUGACUCAAAGGGCAAAUAACGUCAGUUGUUGUGAGAGAUUCAGGCCAUGAAGCAGUGGCCGAGCAACCCCGUCCUGUCAGACACACUCAGAGCCAUGUUCCCGCUGAGGAAGUGGGCCAGAUCACAGUAUGGAGCAGUGUGUUACAUCUACAGCUAGCAGACCAACCUCAGACUGGAGACGUGAGAUAACAGACUCCGCUGUGUUCACGGAGAAAGCAAACGGCUACAUGCUGACGUUCCAAGCUCCGGUGGAAAAAAAAGUCAAGGUGCUUCAAGCUUUGUUGUUGUUUUGGUGAGACAUCUCCAACAGCUGGGAGAUGUUUCUGCAUCUGCUACAUACGUUAUAUGUCUGAUUCCCAUAUCCUGUGUAAAUGUUCAUGUAUAAUAAUGAAU